Brenthis ino (lesser marbled fritillary) is the source of this 1314-nucleotide messenger RNA. The record is from the annotation of a GenBank genome assembly. NCBI's taxonomy places the organism in Eukaryota, Metazoa, Arthropoda, Insecta, Lepidoptera, Nymphalidae.
AUGCUUUUCAAUGAAGCCAAAGUCAACGGUAUUUUGGGUGAUAUGGAAGCUUCAUCAUCAGACUACAGCGAUGAAGAGGUGGGCGUGUUAGCGCGAGGUCAAAAGCUAUGGGUUAGAGGAGUUCGCUCGCAUACCACUUGUGCUGACAUAGUUCGAGCAUUGCAAGAUGCGCCGGAGGCAGGUGGCUCGAGCGACAACGGUGAAUGGGUGCUGGCUGAACGUUGGCGUGGUGUGGAGAGACCCUUACCCCCAGAUGUACCUGUGCUACAUGUACUCGCUGCUUGGGGAGAUGCUAGACAUGAGGUACGCCUUUCUCUACGACGGUUGUCAAGUGGUGGCGAAGAUGACUCGGGUAGAGACAGCGACGGCGGCAGUAAAGCGAGGUCGAGGCGAAGGAGGAAGGGAAUUAGAACUGUCACUCCACCACCCAGGUCUAGGAGUGAAGACCCCGCAGCCAGACUUGUAUCCGUUAUACAGCAUCAAAGCAAAACUAUUCAUCAACAGCUCGACAAAUUAAGGGAGCAAGAAAAACUCAUCGAUCAUUUAGAAGACCAAACACACAAGAACCGCAUGGAAAAACAUGGAACCAAUUAUCUCCUCGAAUCAUAUCUUAGAGACUUAGGAAGAUCUAGCGAAUUGAAUGACAGUCAAGCCGGCAACAGCGACAGUGGAGUAGGAGUCGGAAGUGGAACACCUCCAAGAAGACACACGAAACACAAAUCAAGGCGAGAAAGACAUCUAAUGAGAGAACAUUACUUCACUAAAGAACUUACUGAUAUAUGUCAAGUUAAUUCUGAAAGACUGAUACAGACAGCAAACGACACAGACUCUGAUGCCUCAGCCGACGAACUUUCUAGAAUACGCGAGGAAAUUGAAUUGUUAGAGAAACUCGCAAUAAUCAAUAAGAGAUUACAUCGUGAGGAAGAGCUCGUAGUACGAUUAACGGCUAAGGUGAAAAGGUAUAUGGAUGAAAAAGAAGCUAACAGCUGCGAAAACGUAUCACAAGUUACCCUGUUGAUAAACAAAAUAGAAGAAGAUCUGGACAGUACUACAAAGGAGAUGCAAGAGAACACGUUAGAGUUAGAAAGAGCAGAUAAAGAAAUAGAAUUCAGAAUGAAAUUAUUAGACGAACUAUCGCUAGAGUUAGAGAAAGAAGAAUUACAAAACACUAUAUUAGAGAGACAAUUGAAUGAAGCAUCUAAUCGACAACCAAUUAUUCUGCAAGAGAGUUACAUGCCAGUUUUAGAGCAAAACAACGUAAAUCAACCAGUUUUUGCGUACAGUGGGAACAGUUACGUGUUAGAUACCCUUGUA